Messenger RNA from Alligator mississippiensis (American alligator), 7074 nucleotides. Its product is annotated as gastrula zinc finger protein XlCGF28.1. The record is from RefSeq and is a predicted model, not a curated record. Gene Ontology annotation, molecular function: DNA-binding transcription factor activity, RNA polymerase II-specific; RNA polymerase II cis-regulatory region sequence-specific DNA binding. Gene Ontology annotation, biological process: regulation of transcription by RNA polymerase II. The coding region runs from base 601 to 2043 and encodes 480 amino acids. The transcript is spliced from 6 exons. NCBI's taxonomy places the organism in Eukaryota, Metazoa, Chordata, Crocodylia, Alligatoridae.
CUCACUCGGGGGUCACCGGAGGACAUCGAGGCGUCGGGUUUCGUGCCCGUAGAGGACAGAGUAGCAGAAAGCCGGGAUGGCCCCGAUUUCAGGAGGCGUUUGAGGACCUGGCGCUGUUCUUCACACGGAAGGAGUGGGAGCUGCUGGGAGAUGGAGACAAGGUGCUUUACCGGGACCAGAUGCUGAGGAAUUACCAAGCCCUUGUUUCCCUGGGAGGUCUCCUGCAAACAUCACCUGAUCCAGAGUGCAGGGCAUCUAAGUUCUUGGCAGGUGACAGUGAUCACUGUGAUAAAGAAGUGGGCUGAAUGCAGAGCCCUGAUCCUUGUUCUGACUACUGUUGAGUUUGAACAAGAAUAGUGAUACUGCAUUUGGUUGCCAGUUAUCUGGAAACUUCUUGUACUAUACACUUUUCUGGAUGAAGCAACCAACCAUCAUUCCCCUUCAUCUCCUAAUGCUUUAGGAAUUUCCACAGGAUAUCAAGGUCCCACACCAGAUUUAAUCUGCCGCAUUCAGCGAGGGGAGGUGGAGCUCUGGGUCUGUGAUGAUGAGGAUUCUGGAGAAAGCGCGUCAUCCAAGGGCCUGUCCCCAGCAGAUGCCUGGAUGGAGAGCAGAGCUGAGCAGCAACAUCUGAGGGAAGCACCUGCAUACCUGGAGCUGGUCCCAGUUAGAAACCAGCUACCUGUGCAAUGGGCACAGAAAGCAGCUCAGCCCCGAAAAAGCCCUGCAUGUAGGGAAGGAUUCAAGGGGCGGAGAGAUCUGAAGAGCCCUGAGGGCAGCACUCUGAGGGGGGAAGUGUUAUAUAUAUGUGGAGACUGUGGUAAAAGCUUCAGAGAUCAACAGGAGCUCAGGGUCCAUGGGGGGACCCAUGUGAGGGAGACUGCUGACCCCCAUGCCUAUAAAUCCCGUCUUGUUGAGCACCAGAGAAUACAUCUGGAGGAGCGCCCCCACCUCUGCCCUGAGUGCGGGAAGAGCUUCCUCCAGCUCUCUCACCUCCAUGUCCACCAACGUGUACAUACCGGGGAGAAGCCGCACCACUGCUCUGAGUGCGGAAAGAGCUUUAAUCAGUUGUCCCACCUCCGUGUGCACCAGCGCAUCCACACUGGGGAGAAGCACUACUGCUGCGCUGACUGCGGGAAGAGCUUCAAUCAGCUCUCCCACCUCCAGUCCCACCAGCUCAUCCAUGCUGGAGUGAAGCCCUAUCACUGUGUUGAGUGUGGGAAGAGCUUCCGGCAGAGGUCUACCCUCGCCCAGCACCUGCACGUGCACACUGGAGCCAAGCCAUAUGGCUGUGCUGAGUGUGGGAAGAGCUUCAACCGCUCAUCCAACCUCCGUGUGCACCAGCGUCUCCACACUGGGGAGAAGCCACACCGCUGUGCCGAGUGUGGAAAUAGCUUCAGUGACCCGUCACGGCUCCGUGUUCACCGGCGCGUGCACACGGGUGAGAAGCCACACCACUGUGAUGAGUGUGGGAAGAGCUUCAGGGACCUGUCACGGCUCCGCAUCCACCGGCGUGUCCACACGGGGGAGAAGCCUUACCACUGCCCCGAAUGCGGGAAGGGUUUUGCUCGCCCGGAUCUCUUCCAGAUCCACAUGCACGUGCACCGGGGGGAGAAGCCAUACCACUGCACGGAGUGUGGGAAGAGCUUUGUCCGCCCAUCCUUCCUUCGGGCGCACUUGCACGUCCACACAGGGGAGAAGCCCUACCCAUGCGCAGAGUGUGGGACAAGCUUCCAUUACCCAUCGCAGCUUCGCAUCCACGAGCGCCUGCACACCGGAAAGAAGCCCUAUCAUUGCAUAGAGUGUGGGAGGAGUUUCAAUAGCCAAACCCACCUCCGCGUGCACCAGCACGUCCACACCGGGGAGAAACCGUAUGGCUGCAACGAGUGUGGGAAGAGCUUCACCCGCCCAUCCUACCUCCACGUGCACCAGCGUGUCCACAUGGGAGAGAAGCCAUGCUGCUGUGCCGAGUGUGGGAAGAGCUUUGGGGAUCAGUCUGCUCUGAGCAAGCACCAGGAAACCCACAGAUCAGACCCUUGCCAUUGACGUGGGAUCAGUUUUUGCCAGCUCUCUUCUCAGCUCUCUCUCUCCCUACAGUCUGUGCCCUGGGGUGGUAGGGAAGGAUCUGGCACCUGAACUAAAAUGGCCUCACCUUUGCAUCUGCCCAGGUACUAGGGGCUCACACAGGCCUGGGGAUAGGAGUAUUGUCCAGGAGACUCAAACAUGCCAUAGUUGGGUUUUGGGCUGCAACUGAGAUGGAGGAGAUAGGUGGGCUCAGGCCUGUGCUUCAGGAGCCCUGUGGUCUUUCAAGUUUUGGAUUGGCAAUCUGGUCAGUUGACCAGUCAGAUAUUGUCAGUUAACUGCAUAUUUUUGACUGGUCAAAAAUUUUACCAAAAAAGUAAAUUUUUUUUUUGUAGUUUUCUUGACAGAAAUAUAACUUUUUUAAAAUUGUUUUUGACACAUUUCUUAAUGGAAAAUUGGGCUUUUCCUGUGCAUUAUUUGGACCUAUUGGCAACUUUUUUUUUACAAUUUUUGACCGGUCAAUGGACUGAACUUUAUUUGACCAGUCAAAUACCCAAACCUACUCAAAUGGGUUACCCUUGUUUGUGCUUAAAGCCAUCCUUUGACAUUGUCUGAGGUGGGGACAGAGAGGCUUUCUUUUAGUUUGUUUUAGGGGGUUUUGGACUCUCGUCUUGUGCUUGCUGGGGGGAGGGAGAAGAGUUGGAUGCUCUUUGAGGAGGGGAGGAGACAACUGCAGCCUCUCCGCAGGGGUUGGGAGCAGGUUUGGAAGAAAUAUUGAGGGGAGACUGAAGGGCUUUUGCCUGGGAUUGAGGUGGAGUGGUGGGUCAGGGAUGGUAGGGGAGGGGCUCAGGAGGGUUUCUUUCAUCUGGGUGUGACUGGCAGUUGGGAGGCAUGGUUGGGUUGGCAGGGGGGGUUGCAUGUGUACGGGGUGGGGUUCACAUUUUGGGUUGUUGCUUGUGGGUUUUUUUUUUAUUGCAAACUGCUGAAGCUUCCUGGAUAGGGCAUGAUAUAAGCAUCUGUCCUGGCAUGGGGGUUUGCAUGCGAGUCAUUGCCAAGAACAGCUUCUGCAAGGGAGACUCAGGCCACCUGCACUGCAGAGGCCUGGCUGGUGCAGUAACGGUGGCAGCACCCCUAGUUCAGAUGCAGCCUGUGCUGGCAGAGGGAGUAGAUGUCCCACCUUCCGGAUGACGUGGGCUGAAGCAGAAAAAGAGAUACAGCUCAGCAGAGCUGUAUCAACAUCAGGCACUUUGCUAGAGCAGCUGGGGAAUGAGAGGUCUCAUAGUCCUAUCUGGGCUAACCAUACUGAUUAAAAUACCAGUGUUUCUGGCACCUGUUCCACUCUUUUUGCCUAAUUCCCUUACAGUACCCCUAACCUAACCUCCCACUGUCCCAGCCCUGACCCCCAAAAUGGUUACAGCAUCUGUGUGUCUGUUGCAGCACCCCGUUCCCUUCACAGCUCUUUCUCUCCAUACCCUCAAAACCCACAGAAGCCCAUCUUCCUCACUCUGCCUCCCCCCCCUCCCCCCCCCCCAGCCAGUUUCAGCUCUGGGGAGUGGGGUGGGUGGUUUCCCAUGCUCAGGGCUUUGGCAUGUUGUUGGGGGAGUAUGGCAGGUGACUGGUACAGCACUAUAGCCCUUACUACCCCACAGAACUAAGCAGAGAGGAGCAGCCUGCCAUGAUGUAGAUCAGGGUUAUAAUUGUAAGUUAUAAGGGAUUCAUUAGGAGUGUGUCCUGGGGGGAUAGAGGUGCUCACAGGAAGACUGGGAUUUGGGGAUCUGCAGGGGGCAGGGAAACCCUGCAGGAGGCAUAGUAUUUGGGGUGAUAGAAGGUGAUAGAGAUUUGUGCAAGUGUCACACUGGGGAGCCUGAGUAAUAGGGAGCUAAGGGUCCUGGAAGGGUUACAGAGACCAGGGAGACUCAUGGAAAAUGGAAGGGAUACAGGGAUUGGGAAAGUCUGCCCACUUUUCACCACAUUUAUAGGACUGGCCUAGAGAGAGAAAAGCAUAGACUUUUCCUGACAAUCUCGCUCUCCAAUGGAAAAGGAAAGCAUACAGGCAAUGAAAGAAUGGGCAGGUCAACAAGGAAGCUUGCCAGGAAAUAGCAAGAAUCUGCAUGGGCAAAAUGAGGAAGGCAAAGAUAAAGAAUGAGCUGCACCUGGUGAGGGAGGUUAAAGAGAACAAGAGGAUCUACAAGUAAGGUGGCCCAAAAAGAAGCACUAAGGAAACUGGGUCCACUUACCGAGCCAAGGGAAUUCUUGAGACCCUAACAAGGCAGAGCUACUCAAGAGCUACUUUGAUGUUGUCCCCCCCAAAAAAUUAAGCUCCAAACAAACAUGUAAUUAAGAUUAUUUAGGAGCAGGGGAGCAAACCGAGGAGUGAGAUAACAAGAUAGUCGAAGAGUUUGCUUUGAGUCUGAAUGAAUUCAAGUCAGCAGGAGCUGAUGAACUUCUUUCCAUGGUACUGAAGGAACUGGUAGAGGGGAUGUUGGAGCCCUUGGUGGGGAUAUACAUGAAGUCAUGGGAGACGGACAUGAGCGGUGGUGCUCCCCUUCAGAACGGCAAGGAGGAGGACCUGAAAAACAAUAAACCUCUUUGCCUCACUGUAACAACUAGGAAGUUAUUGCAGCCUUUAAGGAUUUGCAAGCAUUUCAAGGAGGCAAAGCUGAUUGCAAGCAGUCAGCAUGGAUUUACCAAGAACAAAUUGUGUCAAACAAGCUUGAUGUCCUUCAAAAAAGUAACUAGGUGGAUGAAGGGAAUGCUGUGGGUAUAGUGUAUCGGGACUUCAGCAAGACUUUUGAGACUGUCCCAUGGGACAUUCUUGGAUACAAAUUGGAGAAAUGUGAGCUAAAAACCCUGUGAGGUGGAUAGACAACUGGCUCAGUAGCUGACAUUGAAGGGUAAUUAUAAAUGGAUCCAUGUCAGAAUGGCAGGUGGCUUUGAGUGUCCCGGGCCUAGGGCUGUUGGACAUGUGUAUUAAUGAUCUGGAUGGUGGCGUAGAAAGCUUGCGCAGGCUUUCAGAUGGUACAAAAUUGAGAAGGAUUGUCAGCAUGUUGUGGGGAGGGGGCACAACUCAGAAAGGUCUCUACAGACUGGAAAGUUGGGCUUGGACAGAUGAAGUUGAAUGCUAAUGAACACAAGGUUGUAUACCUCAGGAAGACUAAUCAAAAAUGCAAAAUGGGUGACACCUAACUGGGAUGGCUGCACUACGGAGAAGGCUCUGGAGUCUUGGGAGGUAGUAACUGCACAGAAGGCAAACGCAAUUUUGGGAAUGCAUCAGUAGAAACAUUGGGUGCAAACGGGAGGUGAUAACGCCUCUCUACUUGACACUGGUUAAGCCUAAUUUUACCCCAUGGUCUAGAGUAUUGUGUGCCAUCUGGGGCUCCAUGGUUUAAAAAAGGCAUGGAGAAGUUGACUUCCUGACUUCUUGCCCUUUGGGCAGGGGGCUGGACUCGAUGAUCUUCCAAGGUCCCUUCCAGCCCUAAUGUCUAUGAAAUCUAUGAAGUUAGGUUCCAGAGGGAGGUGACAGAAAUGAUAAAGGGCUUGAAAGGCAAAUCGUACAAAGGGGCUGGAGGAUCUAGACUUGUUCAGAUUGUGGAAAAAAUGCUUAAAAAGGGACAUGAUACCAGUUUUCAGAUACCUGAGGGGUUGCCAUAAAGUGCGGAAAAGCACGUUUUGUCUUGUGCUGCGGAGAGUAGGACGUGGACUGAUGGCUUGAGGUUGCAGCAUAGGUUUAGGUUGGGUAUCAGGAAAAACUUGAUUGCCAGUCCUUCUGGUACUUAAACCCUGGAGGGCUUGCCCCUCCACUCAACAUUGGACCCAUUGCUGUACUUGGGGGUCGUGAAGAAAUUUUACCGCACGGUCAGAUUGGUACUGACUGGGAGUUUUUGCAUUUUGGAGGCUGGGGGGGGCUCUUCCUCUGGUCUCUCAAGCAUUGUUUAUCAACCCGUGCAGCUACAGGACAUUUGCUGCCACGGUUUCCCAGCUUUACGUGUCGCAGGUUGGGAUGUUAUGUCUUGUGUUGCAUCAGGCUUGUAGUUUUGGUAAGAGGUUAAACUGGGUUUUUAUAGGAUUGUUUGGGUAGUGAUGAUCCUGCCUCUUCCAGCCCUACUUCUCUCUGACUCUAAGUAAUAAGCAGUGGCACCAGUCCUGUGAAGUGACAGAGACCCCAAUUGGCGAUCCCUAGAGCCAGCACAGAUGCUGUCCAGAGGUGACAGCAGCAGCAAGUCUGUACAGCAGCGAUCCCAAACGGCAUGAGAUGAUGCUCCUGAGAGGCGAUGGAGACCUGAGCGGUGCUCCAGGCACCACAUCUCAUUGGUGACUCCAGACGGCGCCAAUCCUAGUGGCACUUAAGCUGGCUGCAGCGAUGUCGCCAGACAGCACUCGAAGCAGUGGCAAGCUGGUGAAAGUGGCAACUGCAGUCUUGGGUACUGAAAGGCAGCAGCACUUAAAGUGGUUGUGGGUGAUCCAGAGCAGCAGCACCCCCACGUAGCGCUCCCUGGAGCAGCAGCCAGUGAUGACUGAUGACAACCCACCCAGUCGGUGGUAACCCUGGGCGGUGGGCUUCCUCAAGCUCCCAGUGACGCUGGCUGCCUCGGCAGCGACCAUGAGCAUCUAGAGAUGGAGACCCCAGCAACCCUUACCUAAAGGCAGCAAGCAGUGACAAAAAACUGUCCCUAGUAACCCUGGAAGAAACCUCUCAGCCCACCCCCACUACACUGGGCAAGGUUGCAAUUCCCAGGUGGGGAGUUUGCACUUAAAACUUAAACCAGAAACUUAAAAUUUGAAGGUGCAUAAUAUAUAGGUGUUGAUAAGGUACUUAAUAUUUUUAAUGUUUUUCAUAUUUUAGGGUAUUUAAUGGGGGAGGUUGACGCUGGGGUAAUUUAAUAUUAAAGUUGUUGAAUAUUUUGAAGUGUUGGACAUUUGGGAUGCUGUUUGGGGAUGUUUUACUAUUUUGGGGUUAUAAUGGCUGGGGAGUUUGAAUAGUUGAAGGGAAAAUUAGAUGAGGUUGAAAUAUUUUUAUUUAUUUACCUUUUAAUAAACUUCUAUUAGUUGAAAUCA